Molecule: messenger RNA, 723 nt
Organism: Notodromas monacha
Lineage: Eukaryota; Metazoa; Arthropoda; Ostracoda; Podocopida; Cyprididae
Source: the annotation of a GenBank genome assembly
AUGAAGAAGAAACCCUUGGAGUUAGACUGGUCCUCCCGGGUGGUGAUGAUGGGGUCCAACGGGUCCGUGUCCGUGUCCGGGUCCGUACCCGGGUUUCCCAAAAGUUCUGACUCCGUGCUUGUCCUUGACGUGAGCAAUGAAUCCGUUGUGAUGAUCAGCACUGUAUUCCACUACUCUGGGACCUUCAACGAUGCCCUCAAAGCAGGAGCAACAAUAGAUGAAAUCAACUUCUGCACAAGAAGGGGGUGUGUCCAUCCGCUUAGGAAAUCAUCAUCAUCAACAACAGCAAUAGGAAGAACUGCUGGAAUUUGCAGCAGGAUGUCAAAGAGUAGAACCCAGCAUGAUAAUAACAGAGCAAGUUUCUUUGUGCGACAAUGGUCUGGUACAACUGCAGCAGCAGGCAGCACCAACAAUGCUGACCUGGAGCAAGAGAUUGAAAAAUCAUCCUCAUUGAUGGAUCUUGUGCCAUUGGACGUGUUGCCAUUUCAAAGGAAGAAUCUGAGGAAAUGGGUGGGAGAGGGUGACGAGGAAGGAACGGCUCUGCUGCCUCGGAAUCCACCAGAACCCCGAAUGGCAAUGCGUAUCUUGACCCGUCUCGCUGUGCGCGGAAGAAAUCCCACCAUAUCAAAGCUGCUGCUGCAGAACCACUUCAAAGCAGCAGCAGCAGCAAAGAGACAUGUGCAGCAGUAUUACUCCAGAGAGGAUGAUAAACAAGAAGAUUAA